Symbiodinium natans is the source of this 2973-nucleotide messenger RNA. The record is from the annotation of a GenBank genome assembly. NCBI's taxonomy places the organism in Eukaryota, Dinophyceae, Suessiales, Symbiodiniaceae.
AUGGAGGUGAGCCAGGCCUUCGACUGGGAAGAGCUCGAGAAAGUGGAGGCCCACCAUCAACCGAAAGAAUCAGAGCUGCGCACUGGCCUGCGGAAAGCACGGCCGCAGUGGAGUCAGAGCGAGCUUCUCGCAGCAGAGCGCAAGCUGGCUGGGGUGGGCAUCCGCGAUGCCAAAGCACUUGCAGUUGCCCUGGAAGAGGAGCUGCCAGAAGGCCCACGCGUAAAUCGGCUGCUUCAGCAAGCUGGGUUCCGAGCGUUCAGUGCUGAGGCCUUGGCCGCAUUGAGACUCUUCUUCGCUUCGCCUUCCACGAACACGGAGCCAGAACCCGCACAGCCCGAAGGCAACGACGCCUUGGAUGCUGGCUUUGACGAUGAGCCGCAAGGGGAUCUCAGUGACUGGGCUGUGGUCCAUGGCCGCGUGGCGCUGCGAGCCGCUCCCAGCACCCAGGCCGAGGCUUUGGGUGUGCUUGUGCGCGGCCGUUUGGUCCGCGGCUGGCAUCGCCAGAUCGCUGGGGAGCCGUGGCUUUGCAUGCGCUUGAGUGAUGCCUUGGGUGGGCCUAUGACCGAAAACGUUCUGCGAGAGUGGCGCAUCAUCAGCCCCGAGGUGGCUCUUUGUCGGACUCAGGAUGACAGCACGAAGUUCAAGGAUAUUCCCCAGAGGGCUGGACCCCUUCUGGGUUGGCGAGAGGGCAGCUGGAUGCGACUGGGCCACAAGUCCGGCUACGUGCGUAUCGACCGUGGAGGAGUCGCAGAACUUCAAGAGCUGCCGGAGAGGAUGGCUUGGCUGCUAAUCUCUGGUUCUUCGCUGGGCCUCGGUGCUCUGUUGGCCCCCCUGGACGCGGCCUUGGACGAGACUCUUGCCGAGCCGGCCGAAACUGAGACUGGCACGCAGAUCCGCCGCGUGCUCGGCCGUGGUCUCUCGCUCUUCGCGACGAAGAACUUUGACCAGGGCGUGGCUGUGCUCGAGGACCGGCCCUUCUUUCGACGACCGAGCUUCGCGCAGCUCAAGAAGUACCAAAAGUUUUUCUCAAAGGCCUUCCAGAAGCAAUACGAAAAGAUCAAGGCGCCACUGACACUUCCUGGACACUCGGAGAAGGUGCAGAGCUAUGUGUACGCCUCUCCGUCUAUGCUUCGCAGCGCCGUGGCAUUCGCGACUUCCAGCCGCCUUGUCCAGCAGAUGAUCUUGGAGUUGCACUACCCGAGACUUGACUUGGCUCACCCCAUCGUGUGCAUUGCCGGGGAGGUGGCGGCCUUGUGUGCCCGGACCGUGCCGGAGUGUGCCGAGGUUGAAGAAGUUCUCCAGAGAGCGAUCCUGGCCAUCGAGAUGAACAUCUUCACGGGUGAGAGCUGCUUCCUCACCAUCAGCCGGCUGAACCACAGCUGCUUUCCAAACGUCGUAUUUGUCAGCGACAAGAGGCAUUUCCGAUCUCUACAGCCAAUCGAGGCAGGUCAGGAGCUCCUUCACAGCUAUCUGGGACGAGAGCUGCUUCUGCCCAUCGAGCUUCGCCGCCGUCAUCUCUGGCGCUCGAAGUGCUUUCAAUGCGCCUGUGAACGCUGCGCCUCACAGGAGGAUCCGCUUCGUGCGAUUGCAUGCAUGCGCUGUGCAGAGCGUCGACAGCGAUGGGAGGUUGUGCACUCGCCUGGGGUGUGGCUUCGGAGCACCCCCAGCGUCGAGGGUCCGCAGAAGCGAUUUCUGAAGACUGGCACGAGGAUGAAGGCGCUUCUGGAGAUGGAAGAUGCACCGCCAGCUUGGAUCCAUGUGGAGGUGUGGUCGGAUCCUGAUUCUGAAGAAUGUAAGGACAUCGGCUGGGUCCUCACCAAUGGCCGGAAUGUUGUGACUGGUUCAAUCAAUCGCAUGCUUUGCGUGCAGAUAUCCGAGGACGGGCGUCAGGCCAGUGAUGCUUUCGAUGGAUCGGCAGCCACCUGGAGCCCUGGGAGGGCUUUCUGGGACUUGGCAUCUGCAAUGCUGUUACCUCCAGACGAGCAGCAUCCAGUCUCCCCACAUGAAGAGCAAGAAGAGGACGCGGUGACCCGCCAAGCUCUUGAAGGGAUCCCGCGAGGCCUUGAACUCCCCACAGCGGCCUUCGAAGGUUCGGACAUCCCACUGGCGGCCUUCGACGGGAAGAGCUGGAGAUGCUCACAGUGUGGGCAGCCGCCGAAGAACGAGGAGCAGCUGCAAUCCGCGGAGCGCCUGCUAGGCAGGCUGGCGGAGAAGACGUUCUUCUCCCCAUCUAUGACACCGGCCCUCGGCUCCGUGCAGGGUGGGCUGCCUGGAGGCCAGAAUCUGAAGAUGGUAAAGCGCAGCUUCAUCCGCCGGGCUCUGGAGCUCGCCACCACUGCCUCCUUGGUGCUUGGUCCCCAACAUUGGAGUGUCCACUGGGCUCGGUUGUUGGUGGUUGACCUCUACAUCUCACGACUGAGCUACGCUCCGAUGGGUGCCCGCCGGGUCGAAGUGGCCUCUGGACUCCUCACGGGCUUGGAGGAGUUGUGGGAGUGGCUCGCCUCAUUGGGCUUAGCGCACGACCCGAGCUGCUUCCUCCUGACGCGGAUGCAGGAGGCGCUGCGAUUGGUAGGGGCUGGCUCAGGGCAUCUCCUCCCCCCAGAAAUCCAGCGAAAGGUGAGGCGGUUGCAGAGCCUCAUGGAUAACUGCGAGAAACAGGUCGACAUUCUCCCCAUCCGGCCGCUGAUCAUUGAUGGCAGCAGCUUGAUCGCAAGUGAGGAUGAAGAAGAUGAGGCGAUUUGGGUCAUGGUGUUUCUCAAAGCCUCGCCCUCUGGUCUGGGGUCUUGGGCUUGGGCUGCAAUCCGGAGGUCUGAGGCGUGUGCGCAGCAUCAUGUUUUGAGCUUGCCGAGGUAUCUCCUUCCAGUGAUGAAGCUGAGGUUAUCAGCUUCCACAGUUUCACCAGCUUGUGCCGUCGGCCAAAGACCUGCCACGCGCCUUCCAGAAAAGAAGAAGCACUGCGCAUCACUGUGCUGA